This is a messenger RNA of Trichogramma pretiosum, 2208 nucleotides long. RefSeq lists its product as uncharacterized. The record is from RefSeq and is a predicted model, not a curated record. The transcript has 2 exons. Gene Ontology annotation, molecular function: metal ion binding. The coding region runs from base 213 to 839 and encodes 208 amino acids. Lineage: Eukaryota; Metazoa; Arthropoda; Insecta; Hymenoptera; Trichogrammatidae.
ACAGCAGUGGACUGGUGGAAUAUGCGCGUGCGUUUACUGCAGAGGACAACAAUCGAGUCGUGUCCAUCUCCACUGCACGUCUAGUUUCUCUCGCUCUUCCGACCCGUGAGGGUCUUCUUUUUGUUAAAUUUAUCAUUUCUAUAUUUAUGUAGCAACGCAAAUAGUCAAUAAUCAUCUUAAUUUAAGUAUUACUCAUUAAAAUAAGUACUAUCAUGGCUUCCUUGGUGGCUGAUUAUGGAAACUCGUCGGGUUCUGAAGACGAACAGGAUCAGGAAAACUCCGACUCGGAAUCUUCUAAGGAUAUAGUUGAUGAUGAAGAUAACAGUACUGACAAUGAUAAUGAAGAAUUAAAACAAGACGAUGCUUCCAAUAAAAAACUUCCAUUGCCCACUCCUGAUUUCAACGGUGCACCAACCUUGAAAACUUCUGUUUUCUCAAAUCCAUUUGCAGAGGCUGAAAGAGCUAAAAGUGCUAUGCUUGAAAAACAUGUAAAAAUGACUCCAACAUUAGAUGAUACAAAAAUGAUAAAUGGUCGAAAAAUUUGCUGGAACUAUAGAAAAGGACGGUGUCGCUUUGGUCACAAUUGUACAUUUGCUCAUGAUUCUGAUUUACAUCGAACUGCUGCUGAGUUAGAAGCUUUACAUUCACCCCAAGAAACUAUUAUAUGUCAAAAACAAUAUACUGGUCAAGUUACAAUUGAUGAAGAUGAUGAGAUUGAUCAAGAAAAUAGUCAAACAAUUAAACGAAAAAAAAGACCUGGUUUGAGUCAAACUUUAAUUCCUAGUAAAAAAGUUUUAAAGAUAUAUAAAGCGCAACAAGCAAAAGCAGUUGGUAGAUAAAUUGUAGUAAAUUUAUAUAUUUUGAGUAAUCGUUUUUUAAUUUAAAAAGUGAUAAACAGUUUUUGACAAAGGAAAGCACUUCCAUUUUUGUUAGCAAUGUAAACAUGGCAAAGUAAAUGGAGUAUUUUUUAAAGCUAUGAGAAUAUCUAAUCAAUUUUAUAUUUUCUCACAGUGUUGAAUUAAUUACUAAUGAAAUGAAAUUGUAAACAAGUUGAGUAUUAGAAAUAUUAAUAACUUUUUGAAAAUUUAUUGCUUGGAAAUUAAAACCAUUAUAUCUAUAUGUAGUCUAAGUGCUCUUGUUUUAAAUGUCAAUAUUAAUUUGUCAAUCUUUAGACUAUUUAUAAAUACACUAUUGUGAUUAUUAAAAAUAUUUUAUACAUUCUAAGAAAAAUGUAAAUCAAAAUGUUGAAUAGUACACUAUUCUUAACUAUAAUAUAUUCUACAUCACUUAUUAGUAUGUCCUGAAAAAUUUACUUCUACUAAAAAUUUGCCAGAAUUUAAAAACAAUGUUUAAAAUGAUAAUUUAAUCAAGGUAAUGGAAUUUAUUUUACUAUUAACUUAAAAACUAGGUACCUAUAAUCUUUUACAAUAGAAUGAUUUAGUAGUAAUUUCUUAUUUGGGUCUAAAAAUUCUUGAAGCAUACCAUUAAUUGUGCAAAUUUUAUUAUUGACUAAAAAGUUAACUAAGUCAUUAAGAAAUUGCCAAUUUUUUUCAAUGCUUUCAGUCAAAUUAAAAAAAUUACUUGAUACAUUGUUAAUUCAAUUUUGAAUAAUAAUAUAUAGUUUCUGCAUUCAUAGUGCAAAAUCCAAGUAUUCCAUUAAUUUGUGUAAAAUUUUAUGAAUUUUUCCUUGUGUAAAUUCAUUUAAACAAUCUGAAAGAUUAUAUCAACAAGAAACUACUCAAAUUUUAGUCUUCUAUCAAGUAUUUUGGACUUAUUAAACAUAAAACUUGUAGAUUUAAAAUACUAGUCUCUCCAACCAUGUGAAAAUGGUUAAAAAGUAAUUUACUUAAUUUUAAAUUAUGCUUCCUUCAGAAAAAUGCUCAAUAUUUUUUCAAUUAUAUAAUGUGCACUGUGCGUUGAUUUCCAUUAAUGAUAUUAUUUAGCUUGAAUCUUCUUGAGAUACACGAAAUAUUAUGAAAACAGUUAAUUUUUACUAUUUUUUGGUAUAACUUUAAUUUUAUAACUAAAAUUGAGAAUCAAACUUAAAUAUAUAAUUAUAAUUAAUGUGACUAAAUCAUUAUGUAACUCGAAGUGCAUUUAUAAGAAAAAUUGUCAUCUCAAACUAACACUGUAAUUAUACAAUUUUGUUAAUCAUUGUUUUCCAAAUAGAAUUGAUGAAAUAUUAAAAAGAAUUAUUUAAAACUAUAA